UCUAGCUAUAUCUGGAUAUCUGAUCUUGAUAGCAUGCUGCCUGAGGCAUGUUCAAGCCUGACAGCAUUGCAAGCCUCUGGCAUCUAUCAAUCGCAGGCUCCAACACCCUUCACAUCCACGUCUCAUCAGCCAAGCAUCUCCAAACCCCUAUCUCAUCGCCGCUCACCGCCCAAGUUAUCGAUACCUUCAUGACUUCGCAUCCCAGACGCGGCAGCCGGUACAAGCUAAGCAGUCAUGCUCGUGCGAGUAGCUCCACAUUCCGAUCUGCGAUCCCUGGUUUGCAACGGUCCGCGUUUCAAGCCUGCCGACAAGCCCUGCAACCGUUGCCAUGCGUCCUAACGGCGCCUGAACGUUGCCUAGAUAUGCAUAAAGUGACGACAAAUCAUGGGGUUGGGUGGGUGCAGCAUCCGACGCAAGUCGAGAAGUCGAUCAAAGCAGCGUAUUAUAUUCCGUAAGUCAACUUUGUUCAUGGCAUAUGUGCAAUAAUUCAGGAACAAU
Macroventuria anomochaeta is the source of this 498-nucleotide messenger RNA. RefSeq lists its product as uncharacterized. The transcript has a single exon. The record is from RefSeq and is a predicted model, not a curated record. The coding region runs from base 48 to 455 and encodes 135 amino acids. NCBI's taxonomy places the organism in Eukaryota, Fungi, Ascomycota, Dothideomycetes, Pleosporales, Didymellaceae.